UCAUUUUAUUUUGUGAUGCUACAAAGGAGUGCUGUUCUUAUCAAUUUUAAUUUUGCUAUUUCAAAAACAUUUUCUCAUUUUUAUUUAGCAGCCGUUGAUAGACUAAUAAUCUUUGUUUAAUCGGAUAUUUUAUCAUUUAAAAUUUCGCGGGUGUAAACGUCACCGUUAUCAUAUCUACUAUAAUGGCGUAACAGCAACCUUUGCCAACCUCUAGCUGUUUAUCGUACUUCAAAGACAGGUUACUGUGAAUCAGUAUCAAGUUGAAAGUGUAUGGUACACCGCAUACCUGAUUAAUUCAAAUCUUUUAAUUAGAACAAAAGAUUACUGUUACAGUGAAAUGAUAGUGUCGAAGUUUGCGAAAAACGGACCCGCCGCCUUUCAGGCGGGAAAAUGUAUUGCAAGGGCAUUAUCCACCCAAAAAAAAUAUGUGGAGAUCACGGAAAGAAAUGGGGUCAGAACCAUCCGAUUAAGCGAUCCUUCAACGCGCAACUCGCUAUCGUUGGAGAUGUUAAAGUGCUUAGUAGGAGAGAUUAAGAGAGACGAGAGUAACAAGAAUCUUCGGUCCAUCGUGUUGACAUCCGAGCCGGGCAAGGUGUUUUCCGCCGGGCAUAAUCUCAAAGAACUGACAGCUACAAGCGAUAAAUCGCAUAAGGACGUGUUUGAGACAUGCUCGGACCUAAUGCGAGCCAUCAGUCAGAGCCCCGUGCCGGUGAUCGCGGCGGUGGACGGUUUGGCAGCCGCAGCGGGUUGUCAAUUAGUCGCAGCGUGUGACAUCGCGGUCUGCACAGAAAGGAGUUCGUUCUCCACACCUGGGGCGAAUGUGGGAAUAUUUUGUUCGACACCGGGUAUACCGUUGGUGCGCAACGUACCGAGGAAGAACGCGAUGUACAUGCUGUUUACAGGAUUUCCUAUCUCUGGCGAAGAAGCUUACGAAUGUGGUCUCGUCAGCAAAGUCGUAGCAGAUGAUAAACUUGACGAAGAGAUCCGCCGAAUUACAGAUGCCAUUAACAUGAAAAGCCGCUCAGUCGUUCACAUUGGUAAAACGUUCCUAUAUAAGCAAAUGGAUCUUGAUAUAGAGACGGCGUAUCUUCUGGGCACUGAGAGAAUGGUGAACAAUCUGAAAAUGAAAGACGCGCAGGAAGGAAUACGAAGUUUCGUGGAAAAGAGGAAGCCAAAUUGGUCGCAUGAUUACGAGGAUAAUUAAUUACAUCGAGUUGCGUACGAUUUUAGUUUGUACUUUGUACUCGUUAUAAGAAAAUUAUCAAACAAUUAUUACAUUUCAUUAUUUUUGUACACGUGAAACUUUUUAUGAUUGGUUUUAAUUACUAUGUCUAUGUAAUAUGAUUUUAAUACUAAUAUACUUAAUAAUAAAAA
This is a messenger RNA of Ooceraea biroi (clonal raider ant), 1374 nucleotides long. RefSeq names its product enoyl-CoA hydratase domain-containing protein 3, mitochondrial. Lineage: Eukaryota; Metazoa; Arthropoda; Insecta; Hymenoptera; Formicidae. Gene Ontology annotation, molecular function: hydro-lyase activity. Gene Ontology annotation, cellular component: mitochondrion. The record is from RefSeq and is a predicted model, not a curated record.